ACUCUAUCCCAGAUCAGUGUCUCGGGUCUGCAGCAGCUCGCAGGGCAAGAGUUCACCGGUCUGUCGCUAACUUACCCGGGGAGUUUCUCUCAGUUUGACGAGAGCUCCGCCGAGUUUACAGCUGAACACAUGUGAUCAAGGAAGGAGUAGCGCUCCGCAACACAACUCCACACUUCACCCAUGGAUAGAAGUUAAAGCCUCUGAGGAACACCGGAUAAGUUACAGGCGGAGGUUUCACUCACUGUAGGGACGGACGGGCAGCGGCGAUGCCCGUUUAACCGGAGGAAGAUUCCUGACGGUGUUUGACAGAGCGUGAGAGCAGCCCGAGACAUGAUGUCCAUUGGAGCUGAUAGCUGACACUGUAGCAUGAGAGAGGAUGGAGCAGACAGACAACCCUGCCCCUGAGAGCAACAACCCUAAUGGGUUUGUCAACCGAGUGUUUAGUGUUUCUCUGGAUGUGGAGAAUGAGACGAGCAGUGUUUAUAUUCAGGAGCCUGGGCCAGUGCCUGCAGAGGGGCAGGGAGGGACCCAAGCUGCCUCUUCUCAGUCCCCUGUCAAGGACAGACAGGAGGUCAACCGGAGGCCCCGUGCCACGGGCGGCAUCUGGAAGAUCUUGAAUCGAAAGAGAGCUAUGUCCGAGCUGGAGAGGCGACCCCACUCCAUGAUCUUGCCCGGGGAGGCUUUCAUCCCUAAACUCUCAUUUGCUGACAAAGUUCGCUCCUUCAAGAAGCUCAAGUCGCCCUCUGUUUUCAGGGGGAAGGCAGGGAAACUGUCAACAGCCAGGUUCGGCAGCUCGUUUGUUGACGAGGAGUCUUUCUGUGGGGACAUUGGCACUCCACAGCAGUCCAGUAGGGGCACGCUUCGACACCGUGGCAAGCGGCACUCGUAUGCUGGCUACACUGGUGAAUUUGACUGCUCGUUUGAAGAUAUUGACCUCUCAGCUACUUUGGACAGGCAUCAGCCCACUGUGACAGGAGAGGCUGUGACUCAGAAUGGUUGUAAAUCAUCUGAAAGAGUUUCCUAUACCAAGAGAAGCCACAACAACUCAAACAACUGUAACAAAACAGCUUCAGGCUAUGAAGAGCCCAGCAUCAAGGGGAGCCUGCGCAACCACCAGGGGAGAGGGAGGAGGCAAAAAGAUGUGUGGAGUUACCUGAGGAGGAUUUCUCUUCUGGGGAAGGCUAACCCUGUUUACUCAGAGAGCUUUGACUCUGAACUCCCCUCUCUGGACAAAACCAUCGACUCAGACUAUGGCUCUGUAGACUUUGAGAUUGUCAGAGACUUGCAACCUCCGCCCCCGAAACACUCUGACACCAAGGGGCACUUUGGUGGCCUGUUCAAGUUUUUCAACAGCGUAGCAGAGACGGCCAGAAAAUGGCGGACGACAUCUCGUUCCUUUUCGCCUCCAGAGGGAGAGGCGACUCCGAUGAGCUCCCCGCGGGCUCCACCGCGCACAGUGGACAACAUUCACAGUGUGUCCCUGACGCUUCACAGCGAAGGACUUCCAACAUCCCAGCCUAACCCGUCGUCACCAGUGAACACUAAAUCCUCACACUCCAGUUGCUUUGAAAGCGAUUCUACAGUGCCUGCGACAGGGGGACGAUCCCCUAAGGUGGUCCUGAAAGCCUCCAGGGCAUGCUCAAGAUCUCAAGCUGUCAAUGGCCUCCAGAGCUCUGAGGGUACAGACAAACAUAUGGAUGGAGAGGCAAACCACACGUCCACAGCCAUAGUAGAGAAUCACAUCCCUCAGUCAUGUCCAAACACAGAGUCUAAAUACGUAACAGGGGUUAAAAGAGAUCCAUCACCCUGUCUCUGUCAAGAGGAAAAGGUAGAGGGACAGACAGGAAAUGAACAGGAUUCCAAGGAUGCUCCACCUGUCUCCCACCAGAUACAGGAAGUGAAUGUGCAAUCACAACAAGGUGAUAAAGAGAGUACAACCAAUAGCGUGCCUGCAUCAGAUUCCACAGAGGAAAUAUUCAAGGCCUUGUCUCGCCCCCCGGGUGUGUCACCAUUAGAGCCCCCACUUCGGGCAUCUCUCCAGCGGUGCAGCUCUCUGCCGCUUUCCCCCCGCACACUCACGGCCUUGGCGAGGCUGCUGCCUCACUCAGAUAUGGGUCAGUUGUCAUCUUCGGUGCGUUUGCGCUCUGGAGACUCCGGGAGCUGCAGGAGGAGGAGGCUGUUGAGACCUGGCUCAGAACCACUGCAGGUCAACAUGUUGAUAAGUGGAGGUUCAAUCGUCAAUGCUGAGGCGGUAUGGGACCAUGUGACCAUGGCGGACCGGGAGUUGGCGUUUAAGGCCGGCGACGUCAUCAAGGUGCUGGAUGCCUCCAACAAGGACUGGUGGUGGGGCCAGAUUGAUGAGGAGGAAGGAUGGUUCCCUGCCAGCUUUGUACGGGUGGAACCCCACCCUCCUCAGCCCCAAACAAAACAGGUUUUCUAUAUCAACCCCAUAGCAACUCCACGGUUCCAAAACACCACGUCAAAGCUGUGGGUGAACCAGGAGGACGGGGGAGUGGAGCCAGCUGAGGGGACCAGUGAGGUGCAGAACGGGCACCUGGACCCGAGCAAUGACUGCCUGUGUCUGGGCUCUCCUCUCCAGAACCGAGACCAGAUGAGAGCCAACGUCAUCAAUGAGAUCAUGAGCACAGAGAGACACUACAUCAAACACCUCAAGGACAUCUGUGAGGGCUACCUGCGCCAGUGCAGGAAGCGCGUGGACAUGUUCAACGACGACCAGCUGAAGGUCAUCUUUGGCAACAUCGAGGACAUUUACCGCUUCCAGAUGGGCUUCGUCAGAGACCUGGAGAAACAGUACAACACGGAGGACCCGCACCUCUCUGAAAUCGGACCAUGCUUUUUAGAACAUCAAGAUGGUUUUUGGAUCUACUCGGAGUACUGUAACAACCACCUGGACGCCUGUAUGGAGCUGAGCAAGCUGAUGAGGGACGGCAGGUACCAGCACUUCUUCGAGGCCUGUCGCCUCCUCCAGCAAAUGAUUGACAUCGCCAUAGACGGCUUCCUGCUCACCCCUGUCCAGAAAAUCUGCAAAUAUCCACUCCAGUUGGCCGAGCUGCUCAAAUACACCGCGCAGGAGCACAGUGACUAUCGAUACGUGGCAGCAGCCCUGGCAGUAAUGCGGAACGUCACUCAGCAGAUCAACGAGAGGAAGAGGAGGCUGGAGAAUAUUGACAAAAUCGCCCAGUGGCAAGCUUCUGUUCUGGACUGGGAGGGAGAUGAUAUCUUGGACAGGAGCUCGGAGCUCAUCUACACAGGGGAGUUGUCAUGGAUCUAUCAGCCGUACGGACGCAGCCAGCAGCGAGUCUUCUUCCUCUUUGAUCACCAGCUGGUCCUCUGUAAGAAGGACUUGAUACGCAGGGAUAUCCUGUACUACAAGGGCCGCAUUGACAUGGACCGCUACGAGGUGCGGGACGCCUUAGACGGGCGCGACGACGACUUCAACGUCAGCGUGAAGAACGCCUUCAAGUUGUGCAACAAAGACAGCGAGGAGAUCCACAUCUUCCUGGCCAAGAAGCCGGAGGAGAAGAUCCGCUGGCUCAGGGCCUUCCACGAGGAGAGGAAGAUGGUGCAGGAGGACGAGAAAAUCGGUUUCGAGAUCUCUGAGUACCAGAAGCGGCAGGCGGCCAUGACAGUGAGAAAGGUGACUAAACAGAAAGGUGUAAACAGGUGCACGCCCCCCUCAUACCCGCCCCCGCAGGACCCCCUCAGUGCAGGGCAGUAUGAGGUAACGGAGGACAUGGCACAAGGAGAGGUUUUUGAAUUCAGUCAAUCCAAAAGAGGCCAGGCUCCCUUCUGGCAGAAUUUUAGUAGAUUAGCUCCAUUUAGGAAAUAGAGAUACACAGACUCUUCUGAAGGACCAGCUAUUUUUCUUAGAAGCACUAAACACUGGAUGAUCCUGUCCCAUGAUGAGGAAAAAUACGAAACACACACAACACACCCAAACACAAGAGACUCCGAAGUUAAGGACCAAUGUUAAUAUAGAGCGAGAUCUGAAGCAGCAAGAGGACUGAAGACUUGGAAUGAAAACAUUGAGGAAAAAAAUUUACUCAGUUCAUCAUAUAUGUUAGUAAGGUUCUUAGUUAUCAUGCUUCUCCCGUUGAGUCAAGUGUCAUGAACUCCUUCCCUCGGAUUCUGCAUUGUUCACGCCAUCUGAAUGUCCUGGAGUUAUUGAGAUUGUUAUACUGUAUGAUUUCGUUUUUUAAAUCCAUCAUCCGGACAGAAACACAAGGCCGAGCCAGGUCACUCCUAAUGGUAUGAUUGUUUCCAAAAAAGCUGAGAUCUUGCUGUGCUGCUAUGUGAGAUUACCUAUUGCAUUCUGCUGAAUGUGAGACUGGACGAUGAUGGGCCUCCGCUCCUGGCUCUGGCGUACGACGGCACAUGUGAAGCUCGACUGUCAGCGCGUUAGAACCACCAGACCGUCAGCCCAUCUCUGCCCCGCUGAUGCCUGCGUCCGGAUCUCCUCCUCACUCUCGAUGCUCCACGCUCACCUCCUCUAGCCCGUCUGCAAACACACAGUCGUAGCCCUCUGACGUCAGCGCCGCCCUCCCCUCUUUGCAUCCCUCUCUAUCUCUCUACCCACCUGCUCGGCCUCCGUGAGUCAGUGGCUCUCAGAGGAAGAGCCUCGCUGUCUUGGAAGCUCGCCAUUGGCUGUGAUACGACGGGUCAGGGAACAAAUCAAUAGUCAGAACAUCAAUAGAAUAUUUACAUCCUUUCACCCAACCAAUUCUGACAGGGUAUUCAUAUCCAAUCACGCCAAGGGGGCUGUGGGGUCGCGCUUGCCCCUCUGAUGAAACAGCUGGGCGCUGGAGAUAGGCACGCUACGCUCCACCUGCCUCGUGUCAGAGCCCCCCCCCACUCUCCCCAGAGACCACCCCUGUAGCACUGUGCUGGCAGCUCACUGGGUGUUUGGAAAGAGCGUGGCCUACCUCCGGAAAUCCACCGUGAACUAAAAGUAACGUUGAUGCAUUGGCCAAGGUCGUAAACGAUCUCUCUUUUUCUUGUCAGCUGUUAAGAAAACAGACUUCUUCUUCUUCUUCUUCUUCUUCAGUUGACUUUAUUAUUUUGUAUUGCUCACACUGUAAAAAAGCACAGCACAUAUUCAGUCUGAGGAGUACUUUAGCAGGGGCAAUGCCACAGCGUGACAGAGCAGACUAGCGUUCUGUCCAGCACAAGGGGAAACGGUCAGAGAAAAAUGGAACAGAACGACAGCGUGAGUCGUGAGUCAGUGCUGCAAAGAAAAAAAGUGCACUGCAAGAAGCGUUAGCCGAAACCGUAGGGAGGCAGAAAGGUGAAUUCAAUCUGUAGCACGCAGGUGUCGUCUGACAGAUUCAUGAAUCUCCGAAGAGUGCAGCUUCAAAUCUUGGCACUCUUCCUCUGCCGCCGCGUUCGUUGUUCCAGAUCUGAUCCGUGUUCUGGCGGUUAGCUGCGGCUCUCGCUAAGUGAUUUACAAAGGACUGUGGCCCGAGAUGAGAUUGAUCUGUUUAAUCAACAAAAAGCCGCUGCGAGAGAGAGAGAGAGAGAGAGAGAUCCUGCCACAGAGUCCGUCAACGGGGGAGUUAGAAAGAGAAGAUGGACUGAGGAGAAACUACCAACUCACACACAACACGAAGGUGUAUUCUUUUCUACAGUUGGAAUGUAAGUGAAACAAACGCCUGUCCAUGAUAUGUGAUCAUAGUUUGACCUCAGACACAGACGUACACUUUGUGUUGAAUUAUUAUCACCUGACGGACAGUACAUAUACAGUUUGACAACUUGUGCGAUGUGAUAUAUCAUUAUAUAUCUUCACUAUUCACUACAACGUGAUAUGAAAGAGUUAUAUAUCGUUCUAUGUCAUUUGUUUGCCUUCUUACAGGCCUUAUAACCUAUUGGAAAAAAAAAGACCUUCGAACUUGCUUUGUAUGUUGUGUAAUUUAUGUUUUGUUUCAGUAAAGAAAGUUGAGAAACGGGUGAGUUGGCUGCUGGUGUCUGUAGAGAUGGCUCCCAGUGAGAUUGUUUUUUUUUAUUUACUUUUCUUUGGAAGAUAACUCCCUCGUCUGGCACAGCAAAAAUGUAUGGUUCCCAGGCCAUGAUAACCUCAGGUCCAGUGCUAAGCCCGCCUGCCCAGCCCCAUCGCCACACUCCUCCAACACCCAUCCCCCCCACCCCACCCCGACUCCACGCCACCGCCACUACCAACAUUCAGACACAAGCAUGCAGGCACACACACACACACACACACACACACAAACACACACGCAAACACAUGAUCAUGCACAUACUUGCUGGCCCGUUCUGCUGCGGAGAAGAGAGAUGCUAUCUAACAGUGCCUUCCAGCAUUCCACUAGUGAUUAUCUAUUCAGUUUCACAGGCAGAUUUGAAUUAGUCAUGUAUUUUCCCUUCAGUGUGGGACUUGCCUCUCUCUCUUCUCUCUCUCUCUCUCUCUCUCUCUCUCUCUCUCUCUCUCUCUCUCUCUCUCUCUCUCUCUCUCUCUCUCUCUCUCUCUCGCUCUCUCUCUCUUUCUCAUACACACUGGGAAUCCCUGAAUCACUUAAGAGGUCAGGCCGUUUCCAUACGAGUAGAUACUGUGCUGUCUGACUAAAUCACUUAAAAACACCAUAUUAUAUAUUAUGUCACGCUUGCAUUGCUGUAGUUUUAUUGCACACUUUAAAAAAUGACUAAUUUCAGAUGUUUAGAUAAAAAAUAGUUUCAUUUAUCUAUUUAACAUGCUGAGAGAUGAUUUAAUUUCAAUAUAUAUAUAUAUAUAUAUAAGUAGGAAACGAGGAAUUCAUUAGUUCACAUUUCAAAGUAUAUUAUUAACGAGUGAGUUAUAAAUCCAAAAGAAGAGUCAUCUAUUUUACCUUUAUCGGCUACACACUGUAAAUACUGUAAAAAGGACAGAUCAUAUAUUUGGAUAUCGGUAUUUUGCGUUGGAGACGAAUGUUGUUCCAGUUCUAGCGUGCGGUAGACCUCAGUACCAGGUAAAUGCAUGCUUGUGGCAUCCAAUAUUUUGCAUGAGACUUAAGACAACUCUUAGCAGAUUGUUUAGUUUCAUUUGACUCCCACUGGGGUUCCUGUUUUCUUUGAAUGCACCACAACGCAGAACCGUUCAUUUGUUAAGCCACGCCAUCUCACUGAAGGGAGUUCUUCUCUCUUUCCACCUGUCUCCUGCUCACAUCGCGCCGCAGGUCGUAGCUUCUGUUUGUAUUUAUUGUCGAGGAGAGGGGACGUCCUCCCCUGGUCAAAGACUGAACUGUUGAUAGGUGAUGUGAAAGGCACUGAUGAUCUCUUAGCCCAGAUAUAAUGGGUACUAUAUAAACUAACAUUGUUUUAAACCCUUUAUUAUUAUUAUUUCUUUUCUUUGACUUUAACCAAUGCUGUCAUGGUCCAACCCGCUGGUUGUUUUCUUUUAGAAUGCCAUUAACUGCUGAGGCAAAAAAAAAAAAAAAACGGGUAUCAUUUUUCUAUGACAACAGUGAGCCAAAUAGGCGUAAACACCGAUCACGGGUGUUUGUGUAUAGAUUUGUAGUCGAGCAGAAGAGAUGAAUAAAUGCUAGAACCUCUCGGGAUGAUCUAAAAAUAUAUGUAAUCCCGAAGUCACAAAGACAUACACACACACGCACACACAAAACUGCAUUGCAAUACAUAUCAUGCUUUGUUUCAAAUGGCAAAUGAUCCUUUCGGAGUACAAUGACUUGACAGUGCAAAUUGAUUCCUCACUUGUAUUUAUUGAAUGCAGUAGUAAGCAGCACCAUUUUGGCCACAUUUAGAACGAUAUAUAUAUAUAUAUAUAUAUAUACAUACGAUAUAUAUAUAUACGUAAUUAUCAGUCUGACCUUGUACUGCGAGCUGAGAGGACAGCCUUCUGUGCAGAUUUUUUAUCUUUCUCUUUUCAGUCAUAAAACCAAGACAGCCAACUUAGCAGACUGUCCCUAGUUUGCUCUUUAAUCCGGGGGUUGUGCAUGAGCCAGUAGAUCGCGUUCACUCACAUUUAGCGUAGCGACAUCCUGAAUAGGAGCUCCUGGUGUAGUGGGAUAUUGUUUCAGAAUAGUCAGGGUACAGCAGCGUCUUCAAUGAGCCACAUUCUCAAAGUGGUGUUACAACAAGGUGAACAGAAGACUGACAUCCUACAAUUUAAAUCGAUUCAUUGUAUAUAGCCAUGUAGUUUGAGGUCUGGAUUUUUUUCACAGUAGAAUUUACUCACAGUAUCUACAUCCUUUGUCACCAUAUGCAAACUUUCUGUUGUUUUCUUUCUUGCUGGCCUUUUUCAGUUUGAUUAUUUGUUGUAGAAAUAAAAAAAAAAAAAAAAACUUAAAAAUUAUGCCUAUUCAAUCCAGAAACUGUGAAUGGGAGAGUGGAGAUGUCAACUGUAUGUACAUUAUGUGUUUUGAUGUAAUCAGAAGCACUGGGAAUAUGUUGUUCUUCGCUGUAAAAAAUAAAUCCAUAUCUGAUAUAGCUGUACUUUUGUUGAAAAUAAAACCUCUACCAGAA
Platichthys flesus (European flounder) is the source of this 8484-nucleotide messenger RNA. RefSeq names its product rho guanine nucleotide exchange factor 9. Bases 377 to 3850 code for a protein of 1157 amino acids. Lineage: Eukaryota; Metazoa; Chordata; Actinopteri; Pleuronectiformes; Pleuronectidae. Gene Ontology annotation, molecular function: guanyl-nucleotide exchange factor activity; protein binding. The transcript is spliced from 14 exons. The record is from RefSeq and is a predicted model, not a curated record.